AUUUUUUUAUGAUAGAACACAUUCACCUUAUAAAUAACUUUUAAGUUCCCCUCUUUCCCUUCAACUUCAAAGCGAUUAAGCAAAAUUUCACUUAUUGUUGUUCUUGAUAUAUCUAGAGUAUUUGCAUUAUGACAUGGAUAUUGUUAUCACUUUUAAGUUUUUCUUUACUCAGUUCUAUAUAAUAUUUUUGAAUUUUAAUGUGACAGGCAGUCAUAUUCUAGUGAGUCGUCCUGGUAUUGGUCGAAACCCUAAAACAUGGGACGAGCCACUCAUCUACAAGCCUGAGCGUCACCUAACCGGUGAUGAAGUGAUGUUGACUGAGCCAGACAUGCGACUCGUUUCAUUUGGAACCGGUAGGCGUGGCUGCGUUGGGACUAAGCUUGGGACCUAUAUGAUUGUUACAUUGCUGGGAAGGCUUCUUCAAGGAUUCGACUGGACGCUUCCUCCAAAGACGGCCAAAGUCGAGCUAGUCGAAUCGAAAGAAAACUUAUUCAUGGCUAAACCUCUCUUGGCUUGUGUCGAGCCUAGAUUAGAUCCCAACAUGUAUCCUAAACGUCGGACCAGACUGGCUUGAUCACAACGGUUAACUAUGACCCAUUAGUUGUUUUUCGAAUUUCGUAUUUAUUUUACACAUUUAUGAAAAUUAAGAAAAAUAUUUAACAAAA
This is a messenger RNA of Brassica napus (rape), 665 nucleotides long. Its product is annotated as dihomomethionine N-hydroxylase-like. Lineage: Eukaryota; Viridiplantae; Streptophyta; Magnoliopsida; Brassicales; Brassicaceae. Bases 134 to 574 code for a protein of 146 amino acids. The transcript has a single exon. Gene Ontology annotation, molecular function: iron ion binding; oxidoreductase activity, acting on paired donors, with incorporation or reduction of molecular oxygen; monooxygenase activity. The record is from RefSeq and is a predicted model, not a curated record.